This is a messenger RNA of Aaosphaeria arxii CBS 175.79, 1080 nucleotides long. RefSeq names its product cytochrome P450. Bases 1 to 1080 code for a protein of 359 amino acids. Lineage: Eukaryota; Fungi; Ascomycota; Dothideomycetes; Pleosporales. The record is from RefSeq and is a predicted model, not a curated record. The transcript has 2 exons. Gene Ontology annotation, molecular function: oxidoreductase activity, acting on paired donors, with incorporation or reduction of molecular oxygen; heme binding; monooxygenase activity.
AUGCCAUUCGACAUCGAUCAGUCGGCGGCAGUCAUGAGCAAUGAUCCGUCCAAGAUAUACGACGAGUAUCGAUUUCUUCGCAGCCAAUGCCCUCUUAUUCACACCAAUCAAUACGGCGGUUACUGGCUGCUCACCAGAUACGAAGAUGUUAAGCGAGCUGCAAUGGACUCCGAAACCUACAUAUCGAGCGUCAAGGCAGUGGUGCCAAGCGAUCCCAGAGGUAUUCGUCGACCUCCUCUCAACUUUGACGCGCCUGCCCACACGCCGUUUCGGACCGCAUUGGAACGCACUGUCAAACCCACUCGCCUUCGCCGUCUCAGAGCCCCGUUAGAGAAACAUGCUGAGGCGGAACUUGCGCCGCUUCUGGCACGCGGCCAUGGAGAUAUAAGUGCAGAGUUCGCGGCCAAUUUCGUAGCACGCAUGGAAUCGGAGUGGUUGAACCUUGAGCCUGAAGUCGCGCCGAAGCUAGCUGUCGCAGCAGCUACCUGGUUGAAUGCAUGGAGAAUGCAAGAUGGAGAGACUGUGACAGAGAAUUCAAAGAAGAUGUAUGACAUUGCGCGAGAGCUAUUGGCGGACCGUCGUAUCAACCCGAGAUGUCCUGAGGACGACCCAGCAUCGUCGCUGCUGCUAGAGAGAGAUGCAGAAGGGGAACCUCUCAGUGAAGAACAUCUGAUGCAAGUAAUAUAUCUUUCUGGCUGCUUGAGGCAGUCAUUGGUCGUUGGCGUAGUUGCACCGCCCAUUUUGAUCGGCUCAAUAUGCAACCAUCUUUCCAAAGACAAAGAAUUACAGAAGCUGUUGAGGAACGACGAGUCGCUCAUACCAGCAGCACUGGAAGAGUUCUUGCGAUUAUACAGCCCGUAUAGAGGCUUUGCGCGAACAACAUCGAAGGAUGUUCAUCUUCAUGGCCAAACCAUACAUCCCACAGAGCCAGUAACUCUGUGUUAUACUGCUGCUAAUCGCGAUCCCGAAGUGUUUGACCGACCUGAUGAGUUUAUCCUUCAUAGGGAGAACGUGAACGCCCAUAUGGGUUUCGGGAGAGGAAGACACCGGUGCGCGGGCAUGCCGCUUGCGAGACUGUGA